AUGGUAUGGGAACAAAAUUCAUAUGUGGUGGUCAUGUUAACAAAAGAACAAGAAAAAGGAUAUAUCAAGUGUACUAAAUAUUGGCCUGAAGAAGUGAAAGAUUCAGUGUUAUUCGAAAAUAUUUGCUUGAGAAUUGAACUGGAAUCCGAAGAAUUGGUCCCCAACGCCACAUGUGUCGUGCGAACAAUCAGAAUGGAAAAGCUGGAAGAUUCUAGAGUUAUUAAAACGAGAAGAAUCACUCAAUUGCAUUUUGUCGGAUGGCCAGAUCAUGGUGUACCGGAUUCACCAGACACUAUUCUUAAUUUAGUCAACAAGGCUAACGAGGUCCAACAACAAUAUAUCGCUAAUGUUGCAAAUUCACAAGUACCUCACGGAAAAGUAGGGCCAAUCAUAGUUCACUGUAGUGCAGGAUGUGGUCGUACGGGUACCUUUUGUACUGUCGAUACGGCGUUGGCUAUGCUACCAAAUUUUAAAGACGACAAGACUGAUUUGAUCAACUUUUUAGUUGGAUAUUUCCGUACUCAACGUAGAACCAUGGUUCAAACCCUUACACAAUUUCAAUAUUGUUAUUUGGCAGUGCUUAGUAAACUUGUCACAAAUCG
Molecule: messenger RNA, 602 nt
Organism: Acaulospora morrowiae
Lineage: Eukaryota; Fungi; Glomeromycota; Glomeromycetes; Diversisporales; Acaulosporaceae
Source: the annotation of a GenBank genome assembly